This is a messenger RNA of Colletotrichum graminicola M1.001, 1362 nucleotides long. Its product is annotated as TLC domain-containing protein. Gene Ontology annotation, molecular function: sphingosine N-acyltransferase activity. The record is from RefSeq and is a predicted model, not a curated record. Gene Ontology annotation, biological process: ceramide biosynthetic process. Gene Ontology annotation, cellular component: membrane. The transcript has 2 exons. Lineage: Eukaryota; Fungi; Ascomycota; Sordariomycetes; Glomerellales; Glomerellaceae. Bases 1 to 1362 code for a protein of 453 amino acids.
AUGACCGCCCCCGAGGCCCCCAUGGCUCAGUCCUCCGCUGUUCCGGCUUCGGCCGCCAAGGACCAGAUCGCGACCCGUCGCCGCAGAAAGUCGAGCGUGCGCGGUCACGGCUACGCCCACGAUGCCUCCUCGCGCCACUCUUCCAAGCAGGACCAGCUCGAUAGGCUCUCCAAGCGCAGCCGCGCCCGAGCCAUCCUCCGCCGCUGCAAGCACAUCGCCGUCAAACACACUUGGACCACCCCGCUCGUCCUCACACUCGCCUUCCUCUCCCUCUACGCCAUCAACCCGACCGAGUCCAACGUCAUUCACCACUUCAUCUUCCUCUCCUACAAGAUCCCCGCCGCCGCCGGAGCUGGCCCUGAUGCCGACGCGCCCCCGCAGUACGGCAAGGGUCUCUGGGACAUUGCCUUCGUCAGCUUCUACGCCAUCGUGCUGUCCUUCACCCGCGAGUUCAUCAUGCAGGAGCUCCUCCGCCCCCUGGCCAAGUUCUACGGCAUCCGCUCCCGCGGCAAGCAACUUCGCUUCAUGGAGCAGGCCUACACAGCCAUCUACUUUGGCAUCCUCGGCCCCCUUGGCAUGUACGUCAUGAGCCGCACCCCCGUCUGGUACUUCAACACCACCGGCAUGUACGAGGCCUUCCCCCACAAGACCCACGAGGCCAUCGUCAAGUUCUACUACCUAUUCGAGGCCGCCUACUGGGCCCAGCAGGCCAUUGUUAUGCUUCUUGGCCUCGAGAAGCCGCGCAAGGACUACUAUGAGCUCGUCGCGCACCACAUUGUCACUCUCGCCCUCAUCGCUCUGAGCUACCGCUUUCACUUCACCUACAUGGGCAUUGCCGUCUACCUGACCCACGACAUCAGCGACUUUUUCAUGGCCAUGUCCAAGACAUUCAAUUACAUCGACAGCCCCAUCACCGGGCCGUGGUACUGCCUUUCCCUGGCGUCCUGGAUCUACCUCCGUCACGUCAUCAACCUCAAGAUCCUCUGGUCCAUUCUCACCGAGUUCUCCACCGUCGGCCCUUACGAGCUCAACUGGGAGACGCAGCAAUACAAGUGCCGGCUCGCCAAGGUCAUCACCUUCACCCUGCUUGGUUCCCUGCAGUCUCUCAACCUUUUCUGGCUCUUCUUUCUCCUCCGCAUCGGGUACCGCUUCGUCUUCCACGACGUCAAGCAGGACGACCGCUCCGAGGCCGAGGAUUCCGAGGCCGAGCCCAUGGAUACCAUCGACGAGGUUUCCAAGGUGAACGCGGCUCCCAUUGUGGGCGGCGAGGCUGCCAAGGCCGUGCAGACGGUUGCCAAAGGCAUCGGCAAGGAGGCGGGUGGCAGCAUCGCAUCAAGGACCCGCAGCCGACGCGCCGUUUAA